AUGGUCCAUGCUACGAUAAACAGACAGCCGAAAUACUUAAGGAAGAUAAUUAUUGUUUCAAUUAUCCGCCUGUGGAAAGAUCUGCCAACUGAAGUUGUAAACUCUCAGAGUCUAGAAGUCUUUAAAAACAAAAUGUUUGAAUAUUUAGGCGAUGUAAGAGAAGAUUAUCUGCGGCUACCUAGAUCUAAUUGUUGUAUGUAUGAUAACUCUUUUCUUGUUCGUGGCAUACGCAUCUGGAAUGCGCUGCCAGCCGAAAUUACAAAAGCCGAAAGCUUCGAAAUAUUCCGUAUACUGUGCUAUGAUUAUUAUUUCCAAAAUUAUUGA
This is a messenger RNA of Cotesia congregata, 324 nucleotides long. Lineage: Eukaryota; Metazoa; Arthropoda; Insecta; Hymenoptera; Braconidae. The record is from the annotation of a GenBank genome assembly.